This is a messenger RNA of Physcomitrium patens, 6421 nucleotides long. The record is from RefSeq and is a predicted model, not a curated record. NCBI's taxonomy places the organism in Eukaryota, Viridiplantae, Streptophyta, Bryopsida, Funariales, Funariaceae.
CGGUAUUCGAGAAGCAGGAACCCACCACUUGUUCACAGAUCUCUUACAUUCUUCUCGAACAGUGUUUUCUUUAGAAAGUAAUGGGAGGACGGAGGGGAUUCCUACUUCCCAAGGAUGCUAUCUUAUCGUCCUUUCUCGUGUCCAAGCUGCUGAAUGCCAGCAUCUGUUCUUCCGUAGAACACUGGGAAUUUCACAUCCAGUCUCGAGCUACACCAAGCUAAUUCCUAAUUUUGACACGGGGAAUCUUCCAAUGGUCAUCAUCAGUAGUUGGUUUGACUCUAUCAAUCUAUGGAACGUAUUGCGAAUGUGGUUUCUCGACUCUCCUUAACGUCCCACUAACUUUACUGUGGGGAAUCUAUGGAAUUCCCGCGCCCCGAUGCUCUCGCUCGAUGUAGUGACAAAGCCGCCAUUCUGGGUUUGUCCCCGCUGUUCCACUUGCCGCAGCAACAGUCCUGUGGCACGCUUGCUCCCCUCGUUUGGCUUACGAAGUGACGUGAGACUGCUUCUUACAGCCGAUCUGAAUCUUUAUGCCAGAUCAGGGUUGGUCCUUCUGGGAGCAUCUUCAAUGACAAGCUCUGAGUGGUUGUAGAAAUGCGAAUUAGGAAGGAUGGGAGCGUCGCAAGUGGUUGCGACACGAUAUGGGAGCCAGUACGCUUACUAAUGAAGGGCGGAUGAUAUUGUUUUCUUUCCGUGAGGAUCAUGUUGGAAGAGAAUUAUCCUGGAGUUACUUACAACUUGAGCAAUAACUUCAAUUUGCAAGCUGAAAGGAUUUUCAAGCUUUCUGGUGGAGACGACUGAUUGCUUUGUGUAAAGCGGGAGUAGAACUAGCGUACGCUGUAUUUCAUUUGUUCCAAGCCAGCUAUCUACAAUCAGCUUAGAUCUAGUUCAUGCGAUGGCUGAAUCUAAGGAUACGAUACCUGCCAUUGGAAUAGAUUUGGGGACCACAAAUAGUCGUGUGGGUAUCUGGUUGAAUGAGGAACAUCGUUUCCAACUCAUCUCUAAUGAUCAUGGUAAACAAUCCACACCCAGCUAUGUCGCGUUCACUGAGACACAGCGUCUCAUUGGAGACGCUGCCAAGGAUCAAGUAACGAGGAAUCCUGCGAACACAGUGUUUGAUGUUAAGCGGUUAGUUGGUAGAAAAUUCAGCGAUUUGCGUAUCAAAUCUGAUAAAGUGAACAUUCAGUGGCCAUUUAGAGUGUCAUGUGGUGUGGAUAAUAAGCCAAUGAUACAUGUCGAGUACAAGGGUAAAGAGAAGGUCUUCUCUACUGAAGAAGUAUACUCGAUGAUCUUGGGGAAGUUGAAAGAUCUGGCGGAAGUGUAUUUGGGGUCAGUUGUUGAUGAAGCUUCUGUAAGUGUUCCUCUUUGCUUCAACUCUGCACAAAGACGAGCCACUCGGAACGCCUGCAGCAUGGCCGGUUUUGAAACAGUCACUCUUGUUAAUGAGCCUAGUUGUGCUGCCCUUGCUUAUUUGUUGGACAAGGAUCUUGAAUCACUUGGUGAGCAGAACAUUAUGAUUUUUGAUCUCGGAGGUGGUUCGUUGGACGUCACUUUGCUCCGCAUCGAUGGCCGAGUUAUAGAAAUAAAAGCAACAGCAGGAGACAGCCAAUUGGGAGGAGAGGAUUUUGAUGUCAGAAUGCUUCAUCAUUUUAUUCAAGAAAUCAAGCAGAAGUAUGAGAGAGAUAUCACUAGUCAUCCUCGUGUCGUGAGGAGAUUGAAAAAUCAAGUGGAGAGAGUGAAGUUAGCCCUUUCAUAUGAAGCGGAGACGAUCAUUCAAAUCGAUUCCUUGCUUGAGGAUUUUGACUUCCACUCUAGUAUCUCACGUAUCUGUUUCGAGGAGAUGAACAUGGACCUUUUCGAAAAAUGCAUCAAGUGUGUGGAAGAUUGUCUCCAGUAUGCACAGAUGGAUAAAGCUGACGUCCACAAAGUUUUGUUGAUUGGUGGUUCCAGUCGCAUCCCUAAGGUGCAGCAUCUUUUGACUGAGUUCUUCAAUGAUGGAUCAAUAAUCAUCAAGUCCAUCAACCCCGAUGAGUCUGUUGUUCUUGGUGCUGCUGCUCGAUCUGGAGUCUCUCAUGGUUACAAAGAACUUUCCAGCUUCCUUCUUGUGGAUGUUACUUCCAUAUCCUUAUGUGUGGAGACAGCUGGAGGUGUGAUGCAUGUGAUGCAUCCACGAAAUUCCAGCAUUCCGAGGAGUAGUGAACAAUUGUUCACUACAGUUCAUGAUAACCAGGAUGGAAUGUAUAUCCAAGUGUAUGAAGGUGAACAUCCUCAAACAUGCAACAUGUUGGUUGCCGCAUUUGAGUUGUCUGCGAUAGCACCUGCUCCACGUGGUGUGCCUCGGAUCCUUGUGCGUUUUGACAUCGAUGCAUACGAUAUCUUGACGGUUACAGCCAAAGAUGAGACAACCGGACAGAAGGUGAAAAUUUGCGUGGACGAGGUUGACAUUGCCAACAUCACCGUGCAUCACGAUGAGGAGCGCUGCCAUAGGCUUCCAAUCCAGGUGUGUAAACCCUCUUCGUCAUCUGAAAAUUCAAACCAGUCCUAUACCUCGUCAAGACUCCACGAAGCAAGCACCACCGUGGAGAGCAGUUCAGAAGAAAUUUUGGGAGCACAAGUAGAUGAAUUAUACAAAAUCGCAGAGAAUAAUUCAGAUGAAUUUUCUGAGGUGGCCGAAGGGAGCGAUGAGUGUGAACCGGAUGCUGAAGAAAAACAAGAGUUAAAACAGAAGUUGGAACAAAAAGCUGAGGAGCUUGUGCUUAAACGGGGGUCUCGUUUGGGCGACAAGAAAAGCGACGGGAAUGCAGUUUCGGUUGAGGAUGUUCCAGAAGCCGAGGAGAGCAGAUCACGAGAACUUUCUGUUUCACCUCAAAAUUAUGACUCAAGCAAUAUAGUUGAGGACGACCCCACCGAAUUCUCUGAAGUACCAGAAGUAUUUGAGUCUUGCAAUGCUGUGGAAAUGGUGUUUGAAGAAUACUUUGAGCCACCCCAAUCACAUGGCUCAAUCGUUGUUGAGGAGAGUGGAUCGAUAGAGCUCGGUGAGGUACCAGAAGUAUCUAAACCAAGCCACGUCGUUGAUAGCAGGGUACGUGGAUUUCCUCAACCCCCACAAGCGUCUGGGUCAAGCAAAUUGGUGGAAUCGUCACAAGAGUUUACAGAGGUAGAACAAGUACAUGGAUCGAGUAACUCCGUAAACAAUGGGAACCAGGAAACUUCUGCACCACUACAAGCAUCUGAAAUAAGCCAAUCCGAGGAGAGCAGAUCGCAGGGCGCUUUAUUAGAGAGGAUAAUUGAGGUUGUCACUGAAAUAGCGUCAAUCAAAGACUUCAAGGCUCACAAAAAGGAGUGUUCCACGCUCACAAGGCGGGUUAAGGCACUCGUCCUACUAUUUGAUGAGUUCAAAGAUAGUGGAUUAAGUUUGUCCGAAGAGGUCUUCGCAUGCUUUAACUCCUUAAAGUCAGAACUAAUCAAAGCCAAAUCCUUGCUUCUCUUGUGCCACGAUGGAAGUAAGCUUUAUCUGGUCUUGGAGCAACAAAAGGUGGCAAAUAAAUUCUUGUUGUUGAACAUGAAAUUUUUGCAAGCAUUGGACAAGUUGCCAGAGUUACAGGACCUUGAAAUCCCUGAAGAAGUGCGGGAGCAGGUUGAAAUGGUACAAAAGCAAUUCAAAAGGUCAAUCGCCGUUGAAGACCCCGUUGACACCCUGCUGAAUGCUGAGUUAACUACUGCUCUGGAUGGGUCACACGAACGCUCGAGAGAUCAACUGGAAAGAGUUGCUGCGCAAUUCAAACUUGAGACGGCAGAAAUGCUGAACAAAGAAAUUCAAGCUUUACAUGAGAUGAAAAUGAACAAGGGACCAGGUCUAGAGGAUGUGCCAUAUAAUGAGCGAGGAUUUGAGCAAAUUUUGGAACUUUUGAACGACUUGAAGAUUCUCUUCUCACAAGAGCCAGAGCUAGAUCAUCCUGAAGUGACAAGUUCCCAAGAAGUCCAGGGCACUCUUACAGAGAGCAAGUCACGGGAAACUUACGAACCCCCUCAUUCCACUGGAUCCAGCACAACUGUCUCGGAUAUGUCACAUGAAUUUUCUGAACCAUCACAGGCAACCAUCCGAUCCAGCAACGACGUUAAGAAUAGGUCACAAGAGUUCUCUGAACCGCCGCCCCCUUACGCAUCAAGCAUUGGUUCAGGAAUCACUUCACAGGAAUUUUCUGGACCACAAACAUAUGGGUCGAGCAACUCUAUGGAAAGGAGAUCGCAAGAAUUUUCUGAUCGACCACCAGUGUACAAUUCCAGCAAGACAAGCAUCAGGUCAACACGUGAGUCCUCUGAAGCUCAACAAGCUUACGAGCUAAGCAAGACGUUGAGGAGUAGACCGCAGGAGUCUUCUGAGCCAGUAGGAACUCAGAGAUCAAGCAGCGCUUCUGAGAGAAGAUCACAGGGGUUUUCUGAACUUGAGCAACAGAGCUCGAGUAAUGGUGUGGUUACCAGUUCUCGUGAUCACUCUGAACCAACUCACGUGUAUAGACCAAAUAAGACUUUUGGGGGCAGGCAUCAGGAUGUUUUCGGGCCGAUACCAACACAUCAUUAUCGGUCAAAUAGCGGCUCUGAGGCCAAGCAACGUGAAACUUCUGAAUUCUAUCCCGUGAACAAGAGAGACGAUGGGUUAGAGAGCAGACCACGUGAAUAUUUUCAACCUCCACAAGAAUCUAGGCCAAAUGAAGUUUCUGAACCAUCACCAAUCCAUCAUCGAUCUGGGAGCGCCUUUGGAAGCACACAUUACGAGUCUGCUGCUCUGUCUCCAGUCCACAAGUCGGGCAACGCUUCACAGAGUAGGCGGCAUGAUUCAUCCGACCGAUCAGCAUCUUUUAAAUCAAGCUCCACCUCUGACGUAAGCUCUGAGGAGUUCUCAGGGCCACUUCGAGACCAUGGAUCAGAGCAUAACUCCGGAGUUGCGGAACAUGGGGGUCAUGCCUCUCCAAGAUUAUAUAGGUCUGCGACAACCGCCGAUGGGCCACCUAAAGUACCAGUCAAUGCCCGCAGCGCCUCCUGCCCGCUAGUUAGGUCAAGUGAUGCAAUGUUUGAAGAUGUUGUCAAGAAAUAUUACUGGGACGAAGUUCUGGCUAUGACGGAUAAUUUGCAAUCCAAACGGCUCGGAAAGGGUGGUUUUGGUGUUGUGUACCUGGGGAAGUUGAACAAUGGAAGAGAGGUGGCGGUGAAAGUCCUGGAUGCAUCUUCUCAACAAGGGACAAACGAGUUCCUCAAUGAGGUGAAUCUUCUCAAAAGAGUGAAUCAUGUGAAUUUGGUGAGGCUCUUGGGUUAUUGUCAAGAGGAGAGACAGGUUCUUAUAUACGAAUUUGCAGAAGAAGGGAGUAUAUGGGACCAUCUUCAAGGAGCAAAGAGCCUCGACUGGAAACAACGUUUGAAUAUUGCGUUGCAAUCUGCCCGUGGGCUCGAGUAUUUGCACACCGGCUGUAAUCCAAGAAUAAUUCAUAGAGACAUCAAAAGUCAAAAUAUCCUGCUUACGAAAGGCAUGGUAGCUAAGGUUGCUGAUUUCGGCCUGUCAAAGUUAGGAGCUGACCAAGAUAACGUCAUGAAGACACAUGUUACCACUAUGGUGAAGGGAACGCUUGGGUAUCUAGAUCCAGAGUAUCUCAAAACGGGUCAGCUGACAGAGAAGAGUGAUGUAUACAGUUUUGGAGUUGUUCUGUUCGAGAUUAUUACAGGCCGAAAACCAAUCAACAAUGCCGACAAGCAUUGCUUCAUCGGCGAUUGGGUAGAGACUCAAUAUAAUAGUGGUUCCGCAUCCAGAGCACUCAAAGCCGUGGCAGAUCCAAAACUAGGUGGUCAUUACAACCCGAAGGCAUUGAAACUAGUGAUAAAUAUUGCCAAGCACUGCAUACAACCGCAUGGAGUAGAUCGUCCAGAGAUGACUCAAGUAGUCCGUGUACUUGCAAAAGCACAGACGAAAGAAGCUGAUGAAAAGAAAGCCUCAUGGUUACCUUUCCUGUAAUUGUUAGACCUUCCCGCAUGUAUGCGUCACUACGCAGUUAUGAAAGCAUUCUUCUCCUCAUAUUCUUUCUAACCUGUUCAGUUCAUGUCAUUCAGCAUCCACGGAACUCAACUGCUGUGUGAACUUGAACCCAAAUUCGGUUAUGAACCGUGUCCACCGCUGUUGCUAAGCAUGAAUAGCUUCCACCCACAAGCACCAAACUGAUGUCGUUUCAUUUUGAGAUAUGGAAGAAGCUUCUGCAACAAACUCCACAGAAGCAAAGCUUAUGGUCAGUGAUUUGGAAAAUGACUGAAACAAGACGUAGUUAACAUGAGGUAGAGGUUGCAUUGUCCUCAUCCACAUCAAGAGUUUUGUGAGGAUAUUGCAGAAGGCAUUGCAUGAUGACUGUGAAUAUGAAGUUGACAAUCCCCUUUUUUUGUA